Messenger RNA from Acanthocheilonema viteae, 381 nucleotides. The record is from the annotation of a GenBank genome assembly. NCBI's taxonomy places the organism in Eukaryota, Metazoa, Nematoda, Chromadorea, Rhabditida, Onchocercidae.
AUGGGUACUCGAUUAUCUGUAUCACUGGAAGACCCAGAAGUUUCACCUCGAACAGACCGUCCUCCCACUUUUGAUCCACUCUAUGGAUUUCCUAAAGGACGAAAACCGCGUGAAAUGAAGGCAACAUGGGAGGAAAUGGAUCACUGGAAGCUAGAAUUCGGUGAUCGUGAUUAUUGUGCUCACUUACUGAUCAAUCUCAAAAAGUGCCAGCGACAGUAUGCUCCGUUUGGGCAUUAUUAUUGCAUAGAUGAUUAUCAUGGAUGGCAGAACUGUGAGUAUGAAGAUCAUAUUUUGAGGAUGAAAGAAUUCGAAAGAGAAAGGCGGUUACUGAAACGGGCCGCCCGUAAAAAAGCUGCUCAAGGGGAUUCGAAUAAUGCUUAG